AUGAUUUGGAUAUUUUAUAUAUUAAGGUUAGUCUAAUCAACAUGUUCAUACACCGAUUUUGAUUAAUUCUAAUUGAGAAGUGACAACUUUUAUCAAGAAAAGAGUUAUGUAAGAGGAAAUGAAUAUGCAUUUGGUGUAUGGACUCAAUAUGCUCCUCAAAGAAAAAAUUACUAUUUAGAUAAAUCAAAUCCAAAUUUUGAUUCAAGCCUUAUUGUUGAUGGAUUUCAUAUCCUAAAUUUACAAAUUGAUGGAAAAAUACAAACUUUAUUCUUUUAAUUUCCAAUUUAUUAUACACAGUAACCAGUGCUAGCCAUAAUGUUCAAUACAAUGCAUGGGGUCGCCUAUUAUGAGAUUUAAUAUGGUGACUUUAUUUAUGAGGGAUGUUGGAUUUUUACAUAUUUUAGUUUUAAUUCCAAUAAAAAAUACAAUUAUGCUUAAUUUAAUACAGCGAAUAGUGCUUAUUAUAAUUUUUUAUAAACUAAUUUUGGAUUGAAAACAUUAAAUACUAAUUCUAAAUUACAACAUGGAGGUUAGGGAUAUUACGUUAUAGGACCUUAUGGAUUCCAUCUCAAAUUAUUUUUGGGGAAUUUCGAUAAUUAUUACAUUUGA
Molecule: messenger RNA, 609 nt
Organism: Paramecium tetraurelia
Lineage: Eukaryota; Ciliophora; Oligohymenophorea; Peniculida; Parameciidae
Exons: 1
Source: RefSeq, a predicted model, not a curated record